Messenger RNA from Copidosoma floridanum, 726 nucleotides. RefSeq lists its product as uncharacterized. The record is from RefSeq and is a predicted model, not a curated record. Lineage: Eukaryota; Metazoa; Arthropoda; Insecta; Hymenoptera; Encyrtidae.
AUGAUAGGAAAACUGGAAAGACUUACACCAACUGCAAACAAAGACGCAGAUACCAUGAGGCAUAUCUUAGAUACGCUAUUUCCGACGCAUCCAGAACUCAAGGAUCAAGCAGACUUAGAGCUCAUAGAAGAUGUUAUGUGGAGAGUGGCUCCAUGGUUGGAGAACCACGAACUCGAAGUUGCAGCAAGAAAGACGAAGAUGGUACUAUUGACGAGAAAAGAGAUAGAUACCAUCAUCCCCCUCAAGGUACAAGAAGAAGUAGUAAUGAUAAAGAAUGCCGUGAAAUACCUAAGGGUGACGCUGGAUAGAAAGCUCACGUUUUUGAGCCACCUUAGGCAAGAAGCAAAAAAAGCAGUGGCAAGGGUAGCAGCAUCAAGCCAAAUGUUGCCGAACGUUAGAGGUCCAAAAAUACAAACUGGCCAAGUUCAAAGAAUAGGAGCCUUGAGGAUAGCCUGCGGCUAUCGAUCAGUCUCAGAGUCUGCGGUAAUGGUGAUAGCGGGCGUAAUCUCCAUUGACCUCCUUGCGAGGGAAGGACGAUUGAAGCACCUUACGAAGCAGGACCUAGGGAGAAUGGUGGCCACUAAAAAUGCCCGGGAAAUUACCUGGGAACGCUGGCAACAUAGAUGGCAAGAGAAAACUACAGGAAAAUGGACGGCACGCCUGAUAAAAGAUGUCAAGGAAUUAUCAGGGCAGAAACACGGAGAAGUAGAUGACUACCUAAUCUAA